GCACAACAUUAACCACUUAACCUUACAACACCAUCGUCAAAUCUUCAUCCAUACGGCCAGCUAUCACAGAACGUUGUUCACGGUACGAUGAUUGUCCUAGAUCUUCGAAGAAUUUCACAUAUACCUGUAAACAUCAAGAGUACUUCACACUGCCUCCUUCUACAUGCUUCUAGAAAAGGACACUCGCAUUACUAGUGACGGCAAUUAACAUUCUAGACAUCAUCUUUGCUGCAUGCAUCCUACAGUCUAUUCCCCUUUUGUUUGAUGUGAUUUUCGAACUGUACCUACCAGGCCUUACGUCGUCGACUGUUCAAAGCCAUGUUGUGUUGUGAUGGGGGAAGAAAUCCCGACAUGGAAGCUAAUUAUAUUUCCGAUGCAAGACGUGCGGGAUACCCGUCAUACUCGACCACUUUCAAUGGCCAAUAUAUUGACUGCUUCUACCUUCGAACCAUGCAUAAACAAUGUUGGGGAGUAAACCAUCUUCGUUGGGAUACUUUUGAACGACUUGAUCUGCACGCCAAAAUGCAUAAUCAUGUGAAAUAUGCAGCCAACGCCAUAUAUGGGUGCCCUCUGGCUUUGUGCAACUCAGAACCCCUUGGAAUUGAUUGCUAUUCAGCUGCCAGAAACGAUAAGACGAUGCUGUAAAGAUCUCGAACAGGAACCUUUAUUGAGCAUGGAUCUCUCAAAGCAGCGGAUCAUAGGCACAUAUAUGAUCUAUUGCUUUUCUUUCCGGUCAGACGAAUGGCGGGUGGGAUGAUAUAUCUCUUCCAAUUCUAAGUGCUAGUUAGGGCGUUCCAUCACAUAUCAAAUUCUCCGCCUCCGGAUCACCUACUAGCUAGGAUACCUUGCUGUUCCCCGUUUGCCAUGCGGAUGCCAACAUCAAAUGUGGGUACCGAGUCAACGACGAGUGUCAAUAUAGAGGUAUCAAGAAGGGAAGGUAAUAGCUGAAUAUCUUAAAUCCAAACCCUCUUCCACAUGGUAUCAUCAAGAGUCUUCUCUCAAACCUCCGCUGCUUUCAUUGCACUCUCCCAGACUAUCAUAGGCAUACAAUUGGAGGACUUCCAACAAUACUGCUGUAUCGUCUGAUGCAUACUUGCUGAAUGAGUAUCUGGAAAGUUUACAAAAACUACCUCUAUGUUCAGAGUUGAAGACAAAAAUGAAAGAAGAUCUGUAGCUCUUUUGCUAAAGCACAUUCAGUAGAGCUUGUCACAUCUUUCGCCCUGCCAUUAGUGUUGUCAUUCCCAAAAAAUAUUCAAUGAGAAAAUUUAUUCACUAUCAGUCAUAUUGUUCAUUGAUUGGAGGGAGUUUAAAGAUUGUUAUCUCCAUGAUAUGGCGAGAAAUUCAUUUUCGAGUGCUUCCUGGCAGGAUGGGGUCUCAUCUACUAGGUCUUCCUUAUCUUCAACUUCAAGCGAUUUGAUCGAUAACUUUCCCAUCACAACCACCAUUGAUAAAUACACAGAUCGAAUUCCAUGGAUCAUCAACCAUGUAUUAGAGUGUCAUCUAUCCUCCCAACUUCCUUUGAAAAUAAUGUUCUCCUUUAAUGCAGGGCAUCGGGUGCCAACAUUAAAGGAAGCACACAAAUGGUGGCAGUAUGAACCAAAAGGAACAGCUAUUAUACACUUCCUAAUCUCACUGGAAAAAUCAAAGCCAGAGAAUAAGAAAGACACAACCAAUAACUCUAGAAGUGUUACGGAGGAUGAAAUCGUCGAAGCCGAAGAUACUCAAGAGGACAAACCAAGCAAGCCCGACGAUGUCAAGGACGAAAACAUUAAAUCAACAAUUCGAAACCAUGCUGCUUAUGAUCCUUUUAUGGAUCCAUCAAAUGAAUCUCUUCUUGAUAUAAAUUUUGAAUCAGAGUUUGCAGAUGGCAGAAAAGCGAGUAGAGGACUGCCACCUGAUUUCAUCAGAAAGUGGUGUUUGGAUAAGGUAUUUACAAAGGAUGAAGACCAGGUGGAUUUUGAUCAGGCUCUCACAGGCAUUGACUAUCUCCAAGAUCUUGAAUGUCGAAGACGAGAGGCUCUUAGAGAAGUUGCCUUGCGUUUAAAAAUUGACAAGCACAAUUGGAGAAGAGUUCUGAGUGCUGAUCCUGAUGCCAAAAGAUGGGUGGAAGAUAUUCAAGCUCAAGAGACACUCAUCGAAGGCUUCUAUGCUAGUUGCUUUGUUGAUCUCCGAAUCUGGACAAUGCUUCAUGAACUCAAAGCUCAUCCCUUUUAUAAGCCGAAUGCUCUCGCCAUGCUCAAUACCUUAUAUCCACCAUGCAUUCGAGAUCUACCAAAUGAUCGCAUCGAUCGCGACAAAUUACGAAACCAUCGAGCUAAGUUCUAUAAUCUCAUCAUCCAUGUGACUCAUGAAGGUACCGGAGCUUUGAAAGAUUUCGAAACCCUUUUAAAGAACCCUGCAUGUAGGCACAAUUGGGUUGAUACUCGAGAUAACUUGAGAGACUAUAUUGAGCUAGCUAGUAAGAUGAUCGAGCAAUCUAAUGCUAUACACGACAUCAUGUUCUUCAAGAGAAGCGCUGCAGUUGCAUACAGUAUACGAUCUACACGCUCUAGAAGCACAACCGCAUCCUCAUCUACAUCAGCUCGCACUGAACGCCAAAGUGACCAGAACGAACAAUCAGUCACAUCAAAGAAUACUGCUUUCGAUUCAGAAAAGCCAGCCUCCCUGUAUCGUCCACAGAGCACAAGAGACGGAAUGAACAGCAGGAAAGAUACAUCAAGCUCAGCUACCUCAAACUCAACAAACGAAUCUCAAAAGUCUGACAGGUCUGAGGCAAAAGUACACAGCCGAAAACGGUUGGCAUCUCCAAAACGCCAACAUGAGUACCGUCAGGAAUAUCACACCAUACCAAUGAAUGCACCAAGAACGCCCUGCUCAGUAGUUAUAACUCCUAAUAUUCCGAAUGGGCAGAGUUUCUCAAGCUCAAGGUCAUCAAAUGGAGAUGGGAGAGAAUCGGUGCACAAACAGCAAUCGAGACUUCGAGUAAACACUCGGUUCACAGAACAACUCUCUGAAGCGGCGCAUCAUAGCAGCUUUCAAUCUUGGGUUCCAUUAAAAGAUCAACCAAAAAUGUCGACGCUCCAUAUGACAUCGUAUCCUGAUCCGUGGUCCAGGGGUCCUCCUAAUCCAAAGUAUCAGCUUCGAUCACAAAGGGUAUCUGAAGAUGAGAAACUUCUGCGAGUUUUGUGUCGUCCAGAAGCCCCAAUGGAAAGAAGAGCAUCUUUUCCAAAUGGAGUUCCAAGUUCAUCUUCACGAGCAAGGACUUCGAGUGCUGCUUCCACAAAAGUAAAAUCUCGCAGAAUGUACAAAGAUAGCGGCGCGACUUCAUUUGAAACUUUGCGGGCUGGCUCUUCAACACACAUUUCGCAACAAGGCUCUUCGAUUGGAAUCAAUCCAAUGAAACAAAUUGAGCAUGUCUUGAAGAAUAAUUCAGAUGCAAUCAAAGCUUACCAAGCCUUGGAUUUACGAGAGUUGCCCGGAUAUCCUUCAGCUCCGAAGGCAUUUAUUUCAGAAAGCACCCAAAGGCCUCAGCUUCAUAAACAGAAACCGUGCGGCACUUCCGGUGGUCUCAGGGGCCGGGCCUUGAGUGGCUCGCCUCCAAUGGCUGUUUCUCCACUGAUUUCGCAGCAGGUUACCCCAGUCAUAGGCGCAUCUCGGAAACUUCAACUGCGUAAAACACCAUUGCGCGAUUUCACUACAGAUUUGGAGUUAGAAAUACACCCUGCCAACCGUGAACAUACUUUUCCUCUACCUCAAACCACUUCAGCAAUCACGGCUCCUAGGAUUAAGCUUCGUAAAAGGCCGCUACCUGGUGCUACCGAUGCGGAGACGCAAAACCCAAGUUCACUCUCUUCAGUCCCAAAAUCGCCGCUAUCAUUGAGACAGGAAAGUCCUAUUACACCAACUCCUGGAAUUCAACUUCGUAGAACUGCAUUGCAUAAUUCUUCCGUUGAAACUCAAACACAAAAUACAUCACUUUCUGGUACAAAAUCUCCUAAACAGUCAACAUUGAAUCCCGAUACUCCACCUCCACGUAUGGAAACUCAACAAAAGCCCGAGAAACUCACAGAGAUGAGGCCUAAUAAAGAUCUCCAGGGCACAACUAUAUCAGAUCGUGCGACCAAGAACAUGAGUUUCGUUACGGGGGAAAAUUUGAUAAAUUCAGUUGUUGGAAAUAUUUCGCUACCACAAAUGUCUCGCACUGCCGAUCUUUCAUUCUUGGCUAGUCCAUAUGAGCCUUGUGCAGUGUUUCAACCCAGAUUAAGGAAGAAGAGUAGUCUGGCUACCAUCAUCUGUAGGAAAUCGUUUGAGAGUUUAAAGUCUGUCAGAUUUGAAGACAGCGAGAUAUGCCAUGAAAACACAAGUCCGAAAACUCCGAGAAAAUCAUCCGAAUGUUCAAAGACCCCAAGGAAAUCAUCUGAAAGUUCUAAAUCCUCUGAUAACAAAUGCGGUGAUAAUGCACUUGGUAUUUCGAUACCGAAUACACAUUCAACUACUGCUUUUUCUCAUUCAUACCCUGUUACUCCGAAAGAUUCUUGCGUUGAUUUUCCAACACCACCAUUGCCUACACAGAUACUGAAGAAGCAGAAGAGUCUGGGUGUAUUUCCUCGUAGAAGAAAAGAGCUACCAGAAGAUGCCGUGGAUCUUCCAAAACGAGCAAUAUUGAAGAAGCAAAAGAGCUUGAGCUUAUUUCCUCGUAGAGGUGGCGGAAAAGAGAAAGAUAAAUCUACAAAAUCGGCUCCGAUAUCUAAAUCUCAAGAUAUGGGAGGCAUAUUUGAUGGUUCACAGCAAAAUUGCACGGCAUAUUCGGCCCAUACAGCCACUGCUUGUAGAGAGCCAUACAGAUUUCCUGUCCCGCCUAAUAGACUUCUUAUUAAUCAGGAUGACGACUCGCAAUCACUCUACUUUCCGGCUGAAGCUGCCAAAACCCCAACCAUAAAAGAAUUUACCAUAGAAGCGAAGCCAGUGGUCCGAGUUAACACAGCUGGAAAGUCUUCCGCAAUAUCAAAUCCAAGUCCUAUCUCUCCCGCAAACAAAGUUUACGGAUUUAUUCCCCCACCUCUCAAAAAGCAAAUGAGUUUUGGCGGCUGGGAAACUGAUCUCGAUAUUGCAUUGGAACAUGAACAUCAUCUCAAGCUCGAACAUGCAAAGGCUCAAAUCCCAUCUCAACAAUUGAUGAAACAAAGAGUUCCUUCUGUUGAUACGAUUUCGUCUAAUGAGUCCAAUGAGUCUAAUCCCUUGCAACUCAAAAAAACAACAUCAAAGCUAUCAAAGGCAGCAUCGUUUGCGGAUGAUGACGAACAGAUCUUACAAGCUCCCAUGACACCAAGCUCUGGGAAAUUAGGAAAGCUUUUUAUGAAUGCGGGAGCGAAUAUUAGUGCGAUAUUUGUAGGAAAGAACGCCACGGCUCCUAAUUUGCACGAUCUGCAGGGCAAAUUGCCUAAAGUACCCGUUUCUAUACUUUCUAAGAAAGAGGGGAAGGAGAAAUCCGUAUCUGGCAAGUCGAAAGAUGGGACGAUUGGUAGGCAACAAAGAACUGGUGCUUUAGCCACUCUCCUCAGCAGUAUUAAUCCCUCCCGCAUAUUUAGCAAACGCUCUCACCACAAAAAUUCUCUAUCUCAUAAACACAAAUUAGUUAGCUAUCGUCGGCGCGAACAGCUUCUUCGAAAGCAUUUUAGACUUAAAUCGCACACACUGCAGCGAUAUAAAAAACAAAUGGUACUAGAAGAUAGUCAGGGAAUAUUGUAUGCGGAAGGAAUCAAAUGGUUAGAUAGAUAUAAACCAUUUGUUCGAGAAAGCCCAGAAGUUUACAGGAGGAAAGAAUGGAUGAGGUCUUGGCUACUGGAAGGUGCAAGGGCAGAGAAAGAAGGGCUGGGGACAGUGCUCGGAGCGCCAUUUUUGAGGGAUGCGAGUGUGAGGGUGGGUGUUAAGAGGAGAGGAAGAGAUACACGGAGGAGAGUGUUUGAGGGGUUUGUGGCAAGGGAUGUGAGAGGUGUGAGGGGAAGGAGGGAUCAGGAGAGCGGGGUGGAGAGGAUAUUGGAGAAAAUUGAUUGGAGGAAGGAAGGAUGGUUUGAGGAACCGAGGGCUAGGAGGAUGAGAACUAGGGAGAGGGGUGAGGAUGGAGAAGAGGUGAAAAAGGGAGGUAGGAGAAAGCAUGUUAUGAUUAGUACGGAGAAAUACGAUCGGUAUUGACGGGAUUGAAUGGAAUGGAAUGGGGUAGAAAUAGGAGAUUAGUUGGCUAUGGAUUGGAAAUUAGGAUAAGGAACGGAAUUGGAGAUCAGAAUUCUCUGCGAGAUAUUUCUAGAUAUCGGGGACUGGGAAAUCGUGUUUAUUAUUGUGUAUAUACUGGGUUUUAGCAGUGGGAUUUAUAUGAAUAAGAUGAUAGUCAAGAUUGUCGCAGCGAGGGAGAGGAUAUGAGGGAUAAGAGAAUGGUUAGAGCUGAGAGUAGGAUGAUGUGUCGAUUAGUGUAUUUUAAGUGUGUUGUAUUAAUGAAAUAAAUCGAACA
Molecule: messenger RNA, 6505 nt
Organism: Botrytis cinerea B05.10
Lineage: Eukaryota; Fungi; Ascomycota; Leotiomycetes; Helotiales; Sclerotiniaceae
Exons: 4
Coding region: 1330-6192 (1620 amino acids)
Source: RefSeq, a predicted model, not a curated record